AUUCCACGGCAUUCAUACGUAAGUAAGACAACACUACACCUGCUCGGCAGCAAAAUGAUUCAGUAUAAAAGCCCCCAAAGUGAAUUCAGACAGAUCAGUAUUGCUGCGAAUUUAAACUGGUCACCGUUAGUUAAAGUUAAAUAAUUUAAUAACAUAUUGAAAAUUUAAAAAAUGUCUCAAGUGGUUAAUGUGGUGGCGAUUUUAUGCUUGGCAUUAGUUGCCAUGGCUCAAGAUUACGACGAAUAUAAUUAUUCAGGAAAACCGCGUCCAGCACCAAUUAGGCUUCGGCAAGGAAAUGAACCAGCCCCAACUCCAGUACCAAUUCUUAAACAGAUAAACAGGCACAAUGAAGAUGGCUCGUACACGUACGGGUACGAAGGAGCCGAUGGAUCGUUUAAAAUUGAAACGAAAUCCCCCACAGGAGAAGUAAAGGGAAAAUAUGGAUAUGUCGAUGAAACAGGAAAGGUGCGCGUGGUCGAGUAUGGUGCCAAUAAAUUUGGUUUCCAACCUUCAGGUGAAGGUAUUACUGUUGCCCCACCAACUCUAGUCGAUGAAACUACCAAUAAAGAUGGUCUUACUGUGGACUACGAAGAUGAGCCUCAACCUCAACAGAAACCAUACAUUGCUAGAGUUGCACGGCCUCAAGCACAUCGCCCAAGACCUCAACCACAACAGCAGCAGUAUGUUGAAUAUGAACAUGAACAAUUCCAACCGCAAGAACGUGCACCCGCUCCUCAAGCUAGACCUGUUCAAUUAGCCAGAAGUCACUUUUCCGAUUCACCUGUACCUCCUCGAGCACAAGUUCCUGGAGCUGCACCGACUUCCGAUGUCGUGUAUUCCCGCGAACAACGACCUGCACGUCCCGAUCCAUCAUAUCAUCAACGUCACACAUUCACCGGGUUUGGUGCUGGUAUCCCAAAUCAGCCAACUGCACGAGUUGCAUACCAAGAACAACCUGCCUAUCAAUCUCCAGCUCCCCAAGAAAUUCAAUAUUCUGCUCCUAGAGCUGCUGCUCCUCUUCCCAAUUAUUCACGCCCACAAUCAGCUGCGCGAAGUUCGAGUGUUCUCGAUCAAUUAGCUAAGGACUAUGCUCUACCACAGGGAGGAGCACCCCCACUUCAUGAUAUCACUUUUGGUUAUUACUAAAAAAAAAUUUUAAUGAUCGUAGAAGUGAAAGCAAAACGGGGUAGUUUUUUGUAUAAUGUUAAGAUCGUUGUGACAAAAAAAAUCGUAUUAUUUAUGUGAAGUAUACCACAUGCCUAAGUGAAUAUAAAAUUUUAUAAAUUGCGUCAUCUCAAAACUGUAUGAGACUAUAGCAGUAAGACUACAGGGCACAUUUUACAAAUUACAAUUUUAAAGAAUAAUCUCUAAAUAUUAAUGUGAAGUUCUUUAAAACUCAUUUGUAUAUGUUAGAUCUGUUUGUAAUUUAUCAAUAAAAAAAUUGUCAAAUUUA
This is a messenger RNA of Lutzomyia longipalpis, 1453 nucleotides long. RefSeq lists its product as uncharacterized. The record is from RefSeq and is a predicted model, not a curated record. Gene Ontology annotation, cellular component: chitin-based extracellular matrix. Gene Ontology annotation, molecular function: structural constituent of chitin-based larval cuticle. The transcript has 4 exons. The coding region runs from base 172 to 1146 and encodes 324 amino acids. Lineage: Eukaryota; Metazoa; Arthropoda; Insecta; Diptera; Psychodidae.